AUGGCGACCACACUCCCACUAGCCGAAGGUCACUUCCUCCCCCGCCUGGUCUCCGUCUUCUUUGCGAUCUUCCACCCGACCGACGGUCCCAAAGUGUUGUAUCAAGUGCCAGAGGGAAGCAUCACGGAGGAAGAAGAGAACGGAGACUCUGUCGCCGCUGGAGAUGAUGAGCUUGGGCCGUUGAACCAUACCCUUCCCCCAAGUCGUGUCCUCUCCUUUCCGAACGAAAGUCAGCUUCAAGAUGCGAGUACAGCAGCUUUGGACAGCAUAAUCACGAGAAGCGCUCGAUCUACAUCACGCGAUGUUCGAUCCAGAUCAUCCUCCCGACCCCCUUUCAAGGCUGACCAGCAGCCGAAGCCUCAAGAAAAAUCUAAACCGCUCUUCAACUUCAGCGCUUUGUCCGACUAUCUCAUUCCGAAGGCGCCGCUGUGCGGUCGCCUCGUGACUUGCACUACCUGCGGCCUACCGAGAGAUGAUGCUGAGCGUGACUGGUCGCCUGAAGGGCAACUGCCGAAGGCACCAUCGCAGGGCUAUAAGAUUUUAGGUCACCCCAUGGUGAUCAAAUCGUCCAAGUACGCCAGAAAUAUGCUCGUCUAUAAUCUUUGCUUUGUCUUCGAUAGCAAUGCGGACGUUCGCGCUUAUGAGCCUAUCGUCCGCAAAUGCGCACGUGUCUUGCGUGACUUGGAGUUGAAUUCGUCGUUCUUGUCAGAUCCAAAGUCCCUCCAGCGUAUGUACGGGAUCACCGAGCAAUUAUUCCAAGAUCUCAAUUCAUAUUGCGAGUCAUUCGUUACCCUACCCGUCCUACCUCACACGCUCUACGGAAAGAGAGACCCGUCGGGAGUCCGAGCUGCUCCGGACAUGGGACGCACUGGCUCUGUACCACAGCAAGCCAGUCUUCAUGGGUCGCGUGGAGGCUCAAUGGACGAAGGAGGCACAAGUGGUACCUUCAGUCCUGUCGACCAACGAGGCUUAAGUGCAAGCAUUGCCAGUCUCAUCCGCAGCGGUUCCAAUUCAGCUGCUCUAAAGACUAAUUCAACGUCUCGCAAAGGCUCCUCAGAUUUUGGAUCUGACCAACAAGACCCGCUUUCAUCACGGAGUAGCGAGCGUAAUGCCAUGAGCGGGGCAAAUAGCGACACGAGCCGAUCUCGCGCGGGGUCAUUGGCAAGCAUUACCGGCUACGGUUCUAGCAGCAACGCAGGAAGUGCUGUCAUCCCAUUUUCAAUUCCAGCAAUGGCUCUCACACCAAUUUUGGAGCCGGCACCUCGGUCGAACCAGCGUGAAAGCUACCUUGACGACGCCGCCAUCUCACCCACCGCACCUGUAGAUGGCCAGCAGCUCGGUGAUGGUGGUUUGGCUUCUGGGAGUAAGAAAGACAGUCGGCCAGCAAUCUCGCGUGAUGCUACCGUGAAGGCAGUAUCUGAUACGACCAUGGCGGUGCGAAAGUCAUCCUUGGAACAUUCAAGUUCCUCCUUGGGUGGCGCUGUAGGUGCAACAAAACUCAGCGGUGAUAGCACAUUGGCUGGAAAUCCCAAAAGGAACCUCAGCGCAUCUGCUGCGAGCCUUCUCGAAGCGACCGAAGCUGCGUCCGCAACAUCCUCUUCUCCUAUAUCAGAGGCCGGAAAUGACUCUCCCAGCGCUGCUCAUAUGCGCCGCAGUGGCUGCGCGACCAACGCCAGCAAGCACGGGUCGAUUGACACGAUGGGUGGAGAGUCGGGGGAGAAUGAUGCCCUGUACGACAGCAUCAUGACGCUUCGGAACAUGGCGACUGCGAACGCGGCAGGCGCGGACGUUUCGGCAGGCGCAGCGGAUGGUAUUUCUCUCCCUGGCAAAAGAGAGCCUCCUCAUGGUCUAGGGCGAACAGUGCGAGACGCGAUUAAUCUCAAACUAUUUCCCACUUAUCCUAAUCCUCCCACAGCAAAGGAUUGGGAUGUACCAGUUGGAUUGUUAGAUCUCGAGAGUCGGAUUGACAAUGCUUGGGAUUUGACCAUGGCAAAAAUUGUUCCUUUCGUUGAUGGCAUCAAUCAUGUCAAAAGGAUUGCCCAGCUAGCGGAUGCGGACAUCGGGCUCACUCGCCAAUGCAUGGAACAUCUUCUCUACUACGGAUGCAUUAUCAUGAUUGACCUUUUUCAAUUCUCGAACAUGUACACAGUUCGACCUGUCAUUGCUCGAAUCGCGGACGGAGAAGGCAUCAGUCGCGAGUGUGCAGCCUAUGUUACACGCCCAGGUUUUCAGAUGCCACACUAUCCGACCUUGUUGCAGCUCUAUUCCACCUUCCGCCCAGGCAAGACAGUGAGCGACUGGAUCGAGGAGCAGGAUGUCGACUCGCUGGGCAUCGACCCGCGCCGCCUGGUCACCUUUGGUGUCAUCAAGGGAUUUUUGCGUCGGGUGCACCGUUGGCCAAUCUUCCUCGAGCCGCCAUUCGCCCCUCAAGACAAUAACACAAGCGUGCGGCAAGAUGUGAGACAUGCAGCAUCCGAACAUGGUACAUGGAUUCCACGGCAAGAAGACUCGGCGAACGGUGCCCUUAGCAAAGGGGUUGGGGUCCGCCAUGAGGAAGAUUCCGGCGAACGACCAACAAGAUGUGCAAGUAUGUCAAGAGAAAGAGGAGGCGACUCUAAAGUUCCUCUGUCUGCCCCUUGCGGAUCUUCGCCGGUCAGACGGCACCACGGGCGCUACCGCGCUCCUCAUGGGCGCCACCGCCGGCCUAUGAAACGAAAUACAACUGCGACCGUCCUGGACGUCGCGGCCGUAGCUUUGGGCGCCACGCGAGGGGAAGAAGAGGACAGGGUUGAAGAUAGUCCGUGGCUUGACCGUGCGUCUUCAAAUUUCCAGCGUAACAGCGCCUGGAAUUUGACGGAAAGCUCUGGCUUUUCUCGGGCUACUCUCCGUAAGCAACCUAGUACAGCCAGCUUGGGCAUUGGGCAGAGUAGCACAUACCGCGCCAGUGUCGGAGGUGCUAGUGGUGCAGGCGCUGGAUGUGCUAGCGGCUUCACACGGCUAUCAGAAGAGUACCGAGCUCAGCAUCAACUUCCGCUACCUGACGAACUCUUAGCAUUGCUGGAUGGCUUGCACCACGAAGACAACAUCUGUGUCCGCUUCGGUGUGGGCUGGGCCGACCUAGACACGUGGCUGCAGCGACUUGGUGGUGCUUCGAGACCACAGGCUAUGCCGUUCGCGGCUGGGCAAUGCGCAGGGGAUGAUCGCUGGGAUGAUGAGACGCCGAUGAUGUCCGGAAUUAUCAGGCCAGGCCAAGGGUCAAUUCAAUAUGCGUCCUUUCGCAGGACGAGCUCGAGAGAAAUGCGCUCUCGUGUGGAAACGGGAUCGCGGGAACGGGAGAGCAAAGGAGUGCAUGGUGUUGCGUCAACCUGGGUCGAUGCACAAGAUCAGCAAGAUAAGCGAACAAGCUCCCGCUUAAGAGAUCCCAGUGACUAUGGUGCAAUCAAAGUGAUUCUUAAGUGAAGGUUUUGCACAACAGCGCAGACCAUUGUAGCAUAUAGUAUACCUGCACGACCGUUGAGUGGCCGUGUGAAGUGUCGGGACCUUAGAAGUCAGUUGAAUGGAUGGCCUUGGCCAUUCUAGGCGGGAC
This is a messenger RNA of Tilletiaria anomala UBC 951, 3586 nucleotides long. RefSeq names its product NPR2-domain-containing protein. The coding region runs from base 1 to 3459 and encodes 1152 amino acids. Gene Ontology annotation, cellular component: vacuolar membrane; GATOR1 complex. Gene Ontology annotation, molecular function: GTPase activator activity. The transcript has 5 exons. The record is from RefSeq and is a predicted model, not a curated record. Gene Ontology annotation, biological process: negative regulation of TORC1 signaling; positive regulation of autophagy. NCBI's taxonomy places the organism in Eukaryota, Fungi, Basidiomycota, Exobasidiomycetes, Georgefischeriales, Tilletiariaceae.